AUGUGGUCUAUUUAUGUUCUUUUGAUAUCUCUGAUAUCAAGAGUGCUCUCUGCUACUGAUGGUAGUUUUGUUAUUAGCGACCCAACCUAUGUAUACAAUGGUGAUAUUAAUGUGCCUGAUGCCGGAUACAUCCUGAACACUGGAGGUAUUGCUAAAGAAAUUACUGUCAAUGGUAAUAUCAACGUUGCUACUUAUUUCUCUGUGGUAUCAGCUGGUCACACAGGAGGACCAGGAUACUUUUUCACUUAUCAUGGAGGUUCAAUAUCUGUGCCAGGUAAUGGUAUGGAGAUUUCAAACAAUCAAGCUACGGGACCUUCGACUAUUGUAAUGACUGGUGAUUCUUUUACUGGCCGUGGUUUUGUCUUUUCCACGCCAGUUAAACAAGGAAGUACUGCAUAUCUGGACUUUGGCAGUAUAGAUGUUGAAGAAAGUAAGAUUUAUGACUUCCAAUCUUUGCAAUUGUCGCCACGUACAAAACAUAAGUUAGGUGAAUUUACAUUACACAACUCUGACAUGUUUUUUGAAGGAGCUGUUCAAAUCGAUUCUGAUGAUACUAUAAUUGCGUCUGAUGGCUCAACUUUAUGGUUCGAUAGCCCUGAUGAAACCAAAUUUGAUGGUGCUGUUUGGAUGGGACAGGGUGACAGAAAUACUUUUAAUGCUAUAAAUGUGAAAGACAGUGUCGCCACCAAACCAUUUAAUGUCAAAAUACGUUCCCUGUAUGAAUAUCCAUUUUAUAUGUCGUUCGACACAACGAUACAGUCAUACAAAUUGGGUGCUAUAGUACCAGACAAGGAUAUUGGGUGCUAUCUGCCAUUAACUAUCCAGACAAACAAGAAUACACAUACCUUUUACUUAAUCACAAAUGACGAUCUUGACUUCUGUGACACUAGAUGUAUUGGCCAGGUAAACUUCAUACAACAGAAAAGAACGGUAAACAAGAAUGGCACCAUGGUGGACUUAGAUAGUGUCUACUUCGAAUGGGCUAUAAGACGGAAUUGUCCAAUUCGUUCAGAUAAAGUGAUUACGAGAACCAGCCUCGAACCUUGUUCUGUUUAUGAAACAUACGAGAUCAUUUAUUCUAACUUUGAGCAUUCUCUUCAUCAUACAAACUUAGGUAACUCAACCUCGUGCCCAUUUUUCACCACCACUGUCUCGAAAGACCGUCUAGUGGAGGUUGAUAUUAUUACGUACUACAUUGCGUCAGAUGAUACUGGGCAACACAUUGCUACUAAAACUGUCACGGUCAAGGUGGAAGAGCCAGACUACACGACGACUUACACGUCUGAUGGGCACACGAUCACCGAGGUAGUGUCGCACAUCACCACUACUGAUUCUGACGGGAAGACGGUAACGAUCACCACCACGAUGGCGUCGUUCGACCAGGUGGACGAGGGAGUGUUCACGUCGCCUGAGCCAUACUCGCAGCCACCUGUUGUGACGAGCACAGUUACUGAGGAUGACGGAAGCUCUAAGACGGUUGUGAUCUCGUACUUCCCAUCUGAGGGUGAGGACGGAGUGACCCGCACUGGCACCACCACCAUCUCCACCAUCACACCUGCUGAGCAAGACUACACCACCACCAUCACCUCCGAUGGGCACACGAUCACUGAGGUUGUGUCGCACAUCACCACUACUGAUUCUGACGGGAAGACGGUGACGAUCACGACGACGAUGGCGUCGUUCGCGCAGGUGGACGAGGGAGUGUUCACGUCGCCUGAGCCAUACUCGCAGCUACCUGUUGUGACGAGCACAGUUACUGAUGAUGACGGAAGCUCGAAGACGGUUGUGAUCUCGUACUUCCCAUCUGAGGGUGAGGACGGAGUGACACGUACUGGGACGACGACGGUGUCGACGAUCAUUCCAGAGGAACCAGACUACACCACGACGAUCGACAAGGACAACGGUGACUUCGAGACAGACCUCGUCUCCCACAUCACCACGAAGGACUCCAACGGCAAGCCUACCACCAUCGUCACCACGAUCCCAUUGAAGCCAAGUGAUGGCGGGGAGGCGGACUACACCUCUGUGUUUGUCUCUGAUGGACACACCAUUACUAAGAUUGUUACGCAUGUGACCACCACGGACUCCCUUGGCCACACAGUUGUGCUAUCCUCUACGUACCUGACUUACGACCGUGUGGACGACGGUGCGGUGUUCUACUCUCCUAGUGUGUCUGUGUCGUCUAACGUUUCUCGUUCAGUAGACACCUCUAUGGUGCCUACUGGUGGUUCUGGUGUUAGCUCUGGUCCUAGCUCUGGUCCUAGCUCUGCUCCUAGCUCUGCUCCUAGAUCUAUUUCUAGCUCCAUUUCUAGCUCCAACUCGAGACCUAGUUCCAAUCCUACCGGCUCCAAUUCUAGUUCGAAGCCUAGCUCUAAUCCUGGUGGUUCUAACGGUAAUACCAAUGGUGGUUCUAACUCUGGUUCUAACUCUGGUACUAACUCUGGCUCCAACUCUGGCUCCAACUCAGCUUCCAACUCUGGCUCUAACAGUGGUACCAAGCCUGGUUCCAACUCUGGUUCCAACUCUGGUUCCAACUCUGGUUCCAAUGCUGGCUCCAAUGCUGGCUCCAAUGCUGGCUCCAAUGCUGGCUCCAAUGCUGGCUCCAAUGCUGGCUCUAACAGUGGUACCAAGCCUGGUUCUAAUUCAGGUUCUAACUCUGGCUCUAAUGCUGGCUCCAACUCUGGCUCUAACAGUGGUACCAAUUCAGGUACUAACUCUGGUUCCAACUCUGGUUCCAACUCUGGCUCCAAUGCUGGCUCUAAUGCUGGCUCCAACUCUGGCUCUAACAGUGGUACCAAUUCAGGUACUAACUCUGGCUCCAAUGCUGGCUCUAAUGCUGGCUCCAACUCUGGCUCUAACAGUGGUACCAAUUCAGGUACUAACUCUGGUUCCAAUGCUGGCUCCAACUCUGGCUCCAACUCUGGCUCUAACUCUGGCUCCAACUCUGGCUCCAACUCUGCGUCUGCUGUCAGAGGUGGUUCGGGUAGCGGAGCAGCCACUGUUUCAGUCAGUUCUUCAUACAUUGGGUCUGUGUUCCAUGGUGAAGCUGCACAGAGCGGUGCCAACUUUGUUUCCUUUGCUAUUGCAGGACUGGUCAUGGCGCUGUUCUAA
Molecule: messenger RNA, 3111 nt
Organism: Nakaseomyces glabratus
Lineage: Eukaryota; Fungi; Ascomycota; Saccharomycetes; Saccharomycetales; Saccharomycetaceae
Source: RefSeq, a predicted model, not a curated record